Molecule: messenger RNA, 363 nt
Organism: Pseudophryne corroboree (corroboree frog)
Lineage: Eukaryota; Metazoa; Chordata; Amphibia; Anura; Myobatrachidae
Exons: 1
Coding region: 1-363 (120 amino acids)
Source: RefSeq, a predicted model, not a curated record
AUGUAUGACAGUAUUGGGACUCACCUCGACAUCACACAUGCAGUGAGCCAGGCAAGCCAGUUUGCAAUUAACUCUGGGAGGCAACACUGGAUUGCAGCCAAAAUAAUCUUAAAGUACCUAAAUGGUACAAGUUCAUUAACGUUGAUGUUUACAAAGUCAAAAGGUAUGACUUUGAAAGUUUUCUGUGAUGCCUACUGGGGAUCAGAUGAAGACGACCAUCAUUCCUACAUGGAAUACUUGUUAGUUUUGGCAGGUGCAGCCGUUAGCUGGGCGAGCAGAAAGCAACCCACUACUGUUGCCCUAUCCACCACUGAGGUGGAGUACAUGGCACUUACAGAAACUGCAAAGAAGCAUUAUGGAUGA